AUGAGGACUUCUUUACCUUCUAUCAUUAAUUUGAGUCUCGUGGCCUUGAUCGCUGCUCAUGGCUCGAGUGCCACAGGCACAUCUUGUGUCUCUUCUUAUCAACAAUGUUUAGACAACGGCGGAGCUGAUAACACAUGCCAAUCGAUUAAUGCCAAGUGCAAGAACUCAUGUGCUGAUAGCUAUGGAUCGUGUCUUUCGUCGUCCAAUACAUCAUCAUGCAUGAAUUCGUACAAUCUUUGCUUGGAUGACUUCACCAUAUUCACCACUGCAAAGGAUUCGGCGGGAAAAGAUUGUGCAUCUCUUUUCUCGGCCUGUCAUGAUGCGGGAACUCCUGACAAUACUUGCAACAGUUACGCAGCUCAAUGCAAGGACAAAUGUAGCACGAUUUAUGCAACGGCUCUCACGAGUGGUUCUCCAGAUACGUCAGCAGCUAAGACACAAUACAACAAUUGUCUCGAUUCUUUCAGCGUCUUUUCAACUAGAGAGUCCUCCUCCAGUCGCGAUUGUGUCUCCCAAUUUUCAGCCUGCAGAGCCAACGGCACCGAUGAUAACACAUGCAACUCAUACACAGCGCAGUGUAAAGAUAAAUGUAGCGCGAUUUACGGCAUUUGUUUGAGCAGUGGCAGCGCAGAUGAUUCGCUAUGUAUGAAUCAGUAUAACAAUUGCUUAGAUUCCUUCACGGUUUCAACUUCCUUGGAUUGCGUUAGCAGCUUCACCUUAUGCAGAAAUGAAGGCGGCGAAUCGAAUACUUGUGCUUCUGAAUCUGCCACUUGCAAGAACGACGCUAGCAUCAAUUAUAGCACUUGUCUUUCUAGUGGAGAUGCUGAUGGAACAGCAUGUCUUGCACAAUAUAACUCAGCCCUUGUACAAUUCGAUACUCCCGCCUUGUUGGACAAUACGAGCUGUGUUUCGAGGUUCACAAAGUGCAAAAAUGAGGGAAAGGAAGACAGCUUAUGUCAAAGCCUUAAUGCCGACUGCAAGACCGAUUGUUCUACUUCGUACUCUACCUGCCUCAGUUCUGGUGAUCCAGCUCUUUCAUCGCGUUGUCUUGAACAGUACAACUUUUGUCUCGUGACGUUUGCCUGGGACACUAAAGCUGCCAUUACCGGGCAAGAUUGUGUGUCUGAGUACAUGUCCUCUACCGGAGAAGAUAAUGCACGCAAUUAUAAGGCGGCUCACUGCAAGUCUUGUAAGAAUACGUGCUCCGUGGCUCUAGAUAUUUGCCAAAGUUCAGGAGAUCCAGUCCUCACUGCAUCAUGCCAAAAGCAAUACCAGACCUGUCUUGUUUCAUUCAACGCCGCCACAGCUGCUCUUGAACAAGAUUGUGUGGCAUCAUUUUUGUCUUGCAGAAAUGAUGGCGGUGCAGAUAAUACCUGUUCUUCGGAUAUGGCUAGUUGCAAGAACAAAUGCAGCUCUGUCUACGAUAUCUCCAGCACCUCUGCCGAUAACUCAACCAUCGCAGUAUCCCAAGCUCUCCGUCUUUACGACAAUUGUCUCGUGUCCUUCUCCGCAAAUGACACCAUUCCCACCGGCAAAGACUGCUCCUCCAAAUACUUCGCCUGUUCUCUCGCUGGUCUCCAAGCUUCUAAUGCCUGUGACAGCGAUCACGCCACUUGUAAAAACGACUGUGCAGUAAUCCUUGACGCAUGCCGAAGUUCUGGGGAUGAAAGUCUCAUUAGUAUGUGUGAUAGUUUGUACAACGGUUGUUUGGAUCCAGUUCUAAAUACCAAUGUAACGACGAAGGAGAAAGCCAAGAUUAAUGAUACCGCAGCUUACGUUCUGCCUACGAAACCUGCUUUCUUCAACUUAACUGGGGCGUAUGCAAGCAUUGUGGGUAAAGCACUUACUUCAGCUGCUUUGACACAUAUUAGUGGAGUUCCAGCAGCAUCCACAAAUGGGACGGAAUACUACGGUCAAGCUACUUCGAUCUCGAAAGCAGCAUCUGUGACAGGAAAUGUUGGAAUUUCUGGCUCACCACUUCCUUCUGCUAUCGUGGCGCCUGUCUACUCGAAUGGUACAUCUACAAGCCAAGCAUCCAGCAGCCAUGUUUCCACCACAGCCAGUUCUGGGUACUCUCUGCCAGUCAUUACAGCUUCUGCUAAUUACUCAUCGACCAACUCGACUUCAACGUCUGUAGUCAUUAUUCCUACAACCAGUACCCUCGCAUCCGCUGCUAUGAUUGAAAUUAAGAAUUCUGCUGGAGUUGAUAAAUCGGUCGAUGAUGUUACCAGCGACAUUGAUAACGAAGAAGAAGACGAUGAUGCUUGCGAAAUUUAA
Messenger RNA from Sclerotinia sclerotiorum 1980 UF-70, 2277 nucleotides. RefSeq lists its product with no specific name. The record is from RefSeq and is a predicted model, not a curated record. The transcript is spliced from 8 exons. Bases 1 to 2277 code for a protein of 758 amino acids. NCBI's taxonomy places the organism in Eukaryota, Fungi, Ascomycota, Leotiomycetes, Helotiales, Sclerotiniaceae.